Molecule: messenger RNA, 1302 nt
Organism: Annulohypoxylon truncatum
Lineage: Eukaryota; Fungi; Ascomycota; Sordariomycetes; Xylariales; Hypoxylaceae
Product: NAD(P)-binding protein
Exons: 2
Coding region: 124-1050 (308 amino acids)
Source: RefSeq, a predicted model, not a curated record
ACCUGGUAUAUCUUUCGCGCAGCACAAAGGAAAAGGGCAAAAGAUAACAAUCCUACCUAGGUAGCUUUAAGCCUUACCUACGUACUCUGAUUCUACCUUCCUCCGUGACUAAACUAGGCCGAGAUGGCAAAGUUGGACUUCGACCUCGAGCGGGAUGUACCCCAGCUCACGGGGAAGGUCAUCCUGAUUACCGGUGGCACGAAUGGACUUGGUGCUGCUGCUGCUACGAUGCUAGCGAGCCGGAAUCCUGCCAAGAUCUACAUCACUGGGCGUAAUGAGUCCUCCGCCCGGCGUGUCAUCGAUGACAUAAAGUCUAAGGGUUCAAGCACCGAGAUAGUCUGGCUACGCUGCGAUCACACCGAUCUCGCGACCGUCAAGGACGCCGCGGAGGUCAUCUCCGCCAAGGAAUCCCGCCUCGACGUGCUCAUGGCCAACGCCGGCAUCAUGGCGCUCCCGCCCGGUCUUACCAAGGACAGGUAUGAGUUGCACUUCGGGAUCAACCAUGUGGCGCACGCGCUCAUAAUUCGCAAACUGCUACCCUUGCUGCAGAAGACCGUCAAGGAGCACGGCGAAGCGCGCAUCAUCCCUAUCUCUAGUUUGGCCCUCGUCCUAGCUCCCCGGGGAUACGGGAUUGUUUUCGAUGAUCUCAAAACGACGCAGGCGUACUGGAUCCUCGGCAAGUGGCAGCGCUACGCCCAGAGCAAAUUAGCAAACCUGCUUUACGGCCGGGAACUUACUCGCCGGUACCCCGAGAUCCUUACGCUGAUAGUCGACCCAGGUCCGAGCAACACGGGGCUAGUAUCUAGUCUCGGGUUUCUGGAUAAGAUGAUCGUGUACCUAGGGAAUAUAAACAAGUUCCUCGAGGACGAUCAAGGCCACUUGAACCAGGUAUGGGCCGUCGGCGUGCCUAAGGAUCGGGCGAAGCAGGGGGAGUUCUAUGAGCCGGUCGGUAUACCGACUCAGGGUUACACGCACUGGUGUCUAGAUCAGAAGCUGGCGGAGAGGUUGUGGGACUGGACGGAGGAAGAGCUUAAGCCCUGGAUGACAUAGCGUAGGUAGGUAUGUAGAGCAGGUCAUGUAUCCCUUUUUCUUACUGCGACGGCACUGUCCGCGAACCCCAGGAGUUUCAAUUAAACUCGACGCGUUCACGCGUGUGCGCGGCGUCUCUGGUCACUACCGCCACCACCACCACGUUCCACGGCUCUCGAGCCCUGCUCAUGUCGGAUAUCAGACUACGCCGAAUGGUACUUGGGCCGAUGUAUUUAUACUAGCAGCAGGCACCCUUGGUUACACUACAUGCAA